Molecule: messenger RNA, 1663 nt
Organism: Coregonus clupeaformis (lake whitefish)
Lineage: Eukaryota; Metazoa; Chordata; Actinopteri; Salmoniformes; Salmonidae
Exons: 9
Coding region: 1-1428 (475 amino acids)
Source: RefSeq, a predicted model, not a curated record
AUGGAUCUGUCAGGGCAGGAGGAAGAGACUGUUUUUGAGCCUCCCAGUUCUCAGGACUGUAGGGUCAUCUCUGCAGCCAUCCAUAAAGCUGAUGUCUAUGCAAUAAUGAAAUCACUGGACGAAGGAGCUGUGAAACUAUACAGGAUUAGAAACAGCUUUACAGAAACUGUAUGGCUUUGCAACAACAAGAUCACUGAGUUUGACAGCUUCUUAGCGGAUAAACGUUACAAACUGUUGCCUGCUCACGUGUCAGGAAUGCAGGACCGACACAUUACAAACUUGGGCUCUACCUCUGUGAGAGAAGAGACCUCUAAAGUGUUUUCAAAGACCAAACCCAUUAUUACAGAAUAUGACCCUGAGAUAGUUGAAGAAGUUGAAGAAAGCAAGAUUUCCUACAGGUUCCAGUGUGAGUUUCGUGGCAGGUUCCAGUGCAAAGCUACAGGGCUGGUAUUUGGGAUGAGGGAGCCAGGUACCGUGGAGUAUAGUGUGGACCACUGGGACAUGCACAUGCUUGCUGACACCGACUAUGAGCCUGCAUGUCCUGUGUUUAAGAUCAGCUGUCCAGAGGGACAUAUGUACCAACUGCACCUACUUCACUGCGAGACUGAGGUCUACGCAGCUGAGGCUUUGUCUGUGGCUCACAUAUGCAGCAAUCGUCUGGAGAUUCUGGUACCUAAGAGGGUGACACAUUCACAUGUGAUUAUAAACAUCAAUGGGCUCUCCAGAUGGACUGUUGUCCGCAGCAAGGCAAAAAUUCAAAAACAAAUCAAUGGGCAGGUGCUUCUUUUUUCUGAGCUAAACGUUACAGAAGGACAACACAAGCUCUGGGUUUUACCUAUUGCCCAUAACGUGCCAUACACUGAGGGGAACCGUGACAACCUAAGGCCCAAUGCCCGAUACAGAGUGACCUUGGACCUCGAACAGGGCUUCAGCGUCCAUCCCAAGGAGAAAGAUUUGCAUAUUCAUAAUGGCCCAGAUCAACAUGCCACAUUUACAGUCCUCUUGGACAGUAAAGUUACCAAAUUUAAGCUGAUGAUUCAGGAGUUCAAGAGGAUGGGGCAAAAGAAGGUGUGGAAACGCCAAUGGUUUGAACCGAUAUUGCUAAAGCCAGGAAGCAAUCUCACAGAGUCAGACUGGCUGCAUAAUCUGUGUCGCAUCCUGGAGCACCUGUCAACCAAGGAGUUCAAGAGGCUUAAGUGGCUAAUUAGAACCUCAAAUAAACUCCCACAGCCCAGUAUCUCCAAGAAUGACCUGGAGUGCUUGGAGGAGUGUCACGAGCUUGCAGAGCUAAUGGUAAAGAGCUGGGCGAUGAAUGGCUCCAUUUCAGCCACACGAUUUCUCAUGGAAGAACUGCCACGCAAAGACGAAACAGUGACAUCUUUGCUUCUGCCCUUCCUGGAGCAAUGUGGGGAGCUAAAGGUGGCGUGAGAGUCAGUGGUGUGGACAGCCUUAAAGGACCUUGGGAAGGUGCUUUCCCUCAGGGUUCUAUACUAGAAGCAUCAGGAAAAGGAAAGUAGAAGUGAACUUGCACACUGUUUUGGCUGGACACAACAAAAACCCUAAGGAGAAAGCAAACACACAUUGUUGAACAAAUGCCAGAUAAUGAGAUUUAUUGUGUUCUUUGCAAAGAUUUGUGCUCUUUUGCAUGACGAAAAUGUCUGCA